AUGGCGCUAAAUUGGCCAGGACUGCUGUCCAUGGGAUUGUUUUACAUGAUCGUACUGGGCACAGGUAUCUGGGCAUCCAGGAAGUCCAAACGUGAAGAGAAAAAGUGCACCGGGAACCGCAGUGAAGUGACAAUGGUUGGAGGGCGGAACCUUAACAUCUGUGUCAGCAUCUUUACUAUGACAGCCACAUGGGUGGGAGGAGGCUAUAUUUUGGGUAAUGCUGAAAUGGUUUACAAUCCAACAAAGGGCUUGGUGUGGGCCACUGGAACCAUUGCCUUCGUCAUAAACAUGAUUUUAGGUGCACUCUUCCUUGUCAAACCUAUUCGCUCUAAGAACUAUGUCACGCUCAUGGACCCAUUUCAGAAAAAAUAUGGCAACACUGUGGCUGCCGUUCUUUUCAUUCCCGCUCUCGUAGGUGAUAUCUUGUGGAUAGCAUGUGUUCUUGGUUCACUGGGAGGAACGGUAAGCGUAGUCAUCGAUAUGUCCUCGUCUCUGGCUGUGGGCAUCUCUGCUGCUGUGGCAAUUAUUUACACGUUAAUGGGAGGACUGUACUCUGUGGCCUAUACUGACGUCAUCCAGCUCUGCUUUAUGUUUGGCGGCUUGUGGCUCUGUGUACCUUUUAUCCUGUCAAGUCCCUCCUCUGCAAACAUCACUGUUGCUGCACUAACCAAGCUGCAUCAGGAGCCAUGGAUUGGCAAACUGGAGCUAAAAGAUGCCGGACGCUGGGUAGAUGACUUAUUGCUAAUGGCCAUUGGAGGGCUCUGCUACCAGGCUUUCUACCAGAGAGUCCUGUCCACAGCCACUGAUGCCCAAGCUAAGAUCACCUGCUAUGUUGGAGCAGUAUUUUGCCCAAUCCUUGCCAUCCCAUCACUCAUCAUAGGAGCAGUAGCAGCAUCUACCAACUGGAACCAGACCACCUACGGUUCGCCGAGCCCAUAUGAACAGGGCAAAGCUGGUUUGAUCUUGCCAAUUGCCCUUCAGCAUCUUUGCCCUUUCUACAUCUCACUGGUUGGUAUAGGAGCUCUUGCUGCUGCUGUGAUGUCAUCAGCUGACUCUACACUUCUCGCUGCUGCCUCCCAACUGAGCCGAAAUAUCUUCAAGAACAUCAUCUAUAAAAGGGCAUCAGAAACAUUGAUACUUGUGGUGGUUAAAGUGUCAGUGCUCCUGUGUGGAAUGAUGGGAGCAGGCCUGGCCAUGAUAUCAACUUCCAUUUACUUGUUGUGGAUCCUCAGCGCAGAUGUCUUGUAUUCAAUGAUGACUCCCCAGGUGAUAUGCAUCUUCUACUUGUCUCAGUGGGUGAACCACUAUGGGGCCUGCUCUGGCUUUGUGUUGGCAAUACUGCUGAGAGUUCUGGUUGGGGAACCCUUACUAGGCCUUCCUGAUGUGCUGCCCCUGCCGUGGGACCAGAUACAGGAGGACGGUCACCUAUACCGCUUGUUUCCUUUUCGUACUGCCAUCAUGCUCAUCACCAGCGGGACUAUUUUACUAGUUUCACGCCUUGCUGUGUGGCUGUCUGAGAAGGGGUUGCUGAAAAGAAUAAAUGAUUCUGAAACUGACACGAACACACAUUACAUGGCACCGGUCCAAACCGAUGCGGAUGAAAAGGAGACGGAAGGUUGAACAGACACAUUUAUGCUCUCAGCUACAAUCCUUACAGUUUGAUUGGUGCGGACCAUUUUAAACCACAACCACCACAGCGGGUACUAUACACACUUCUGUCAACCAACCAGCCAACCAACCAAACACAUAUAACUCACCUAUUAUACUUUAUCAUAACCCACAGAUUACAUGAGAAGUACGGCCUCGCAGUUCUAUGCCUCUGCCAAACCAGUCAAGUUACUGUUUACAUCCUUGCUCUCAAGACUCAUAUGAAUCCAAGACAGCUGACAAUGCUUCAAAUACUGGUGAAACUGCAAAGAAGCUAUAAAUUCUAAAACACUGACGCUUCCCACACACAUCUUCCUCCCGGCAAAACAGAAGAUCUUUACAAUUACAGUUUCAAGCUGCACACCCAAAAGUAUCUGACCAAAUGUCUCCCUUUUUGUUCCCGAGAUAUGAUGUUGAAUAAUGGCAAGAAAAGUUUUUUUGU
Plectropomus leopardus (leopard coralgrouper) is the source of this 2089-nucleotide messenger RNA. RefSeq names its product high affinity choline transporter 1-like. Lineage: Eukaryota; Metazoa; Chordata; Actinopteri; Perciformes; Serranidae. Gene Ontology annotation, cellular component: plasma membrane. Gene Ontology annotation, molecular function: choline:sodium symporter activity. The record is from RefSeq and is a predicted model, not a curated record. Gene Ontology annotation, biological process: choline transport; acetylcholine biosynthetic process; transmembrane transport.